GAGGCAUUGCAAAUAUGGCUGCCGUUGAAAUCAAUUUGAGUCGAGUUUGUUUCUUAUCCUAAACACAAAAGGAGAUAUUUUGAAGAACGUUGGUAACCAUAGUUGAUGGUAGCCAUUGACAUAGUACUUAUUCUAAACUUUCAGUGACUGUUUGCCUUAUUUACAAAAAUUCAUUCACCACCAGCAGAUGUAAUCAGCUCCAGAAGUAAAGCUUCUGAAAAGAGGCAUUUAAGAUCGCUUGCUCCCCAUCACCCGUCAAGCCCCACUGAUUACUGUGGUUACGAGAACUAUUGGUUGCCAUCUGUGCUGAACUAGUGGUUCUGUGCAAUGAAAAGAGCCACUUGCUGUUUACCCUCAACCCUCAUUCAAACUUCAUCAAGAAACAUUCCUUCUCCGAAUCACCACAUGGUUCAAUGUCUUCAUUCUUUCAGGCGUUUCAACACCCAAUAGUAAUUUGGCAAAAUAUAUCGCUCUCUCACUCUCUUGGUGGUUUUGUCGUUUCACUCACUCAGUGGUGGACAGAAGGCAGCUGUCAGCAUCAAUUCUUCUCUAGGGCAGUGUACAGACCACAGCACUUUUCCACUGAUUCAGCAUUGAUGGUUUAAUGAAAGGAUGUUUUUUGUUUACUUCUCUUCUCUGUGCUUGUGUGUAUUACUGCGUAGGCCAUGAUAAGGCUUUCUUGGGAUCUCUACACUUUUUCACACGUUCUGCUGUGACUGUGGCGAGAAAUCUGUGCAAAUAUGAUCAAAUGUGUUAAACGGAGUGGAGCUAAAACAUUAAUGAUAACUGAAUGCAUUACCGAAUCUGUGUCAUACAAAUAGCACUGCAUGGGAAACUCAUCUCACAAUUGUUUCCAUUAGCGCUUGCAAAGAGCAUGUUGCUAAGCUAACUACGUGAGAAAUAUAUGAAAGUACAGCACACAUAAACGAUAAAUAUAUAAAUGUGUGCUACUGUAUGCAGUUUCCUCUCAAAAUAAACACACAACAAAAAUGACAGCAGUGAGAAAGCAGCAGUUAAGAAAGCAUUAGUCAUUAGCCAAUAAUACGUCCGAGAGCUUUACACAUCGGUCUGUUAUUGUAGCGACAAACUGUGAUUGGUUGUUUGACAUGUCAGUCAAGCGGCCUCAUGGGCGGGCCUUGGCCAAUGAAAGCUGCCAUGAAUUCCAGCCGUCAGUCUGAAGGUCUAGCUACAUGAGACUAAGAAAGCAUCUAAUGGAGCAACAAAGCAAUGUGGAUAUGUUUGCACCAGUUCUGCAGUUCACCAGCAUCACGUCGACAGAUGAAGUGAUUACAAUUACAGUUAUGAUAGUUUGAUUCUGAAGUUUAUUUGAAAUACAAUAGAUUAAUUAUUGAUUGAAUUAGUCCCUUUUCUUUAGUACUUAUAGUGCAAAUAGUACUUUUGGAAUUAACCUAAACAUAAGCAUUUGUUUAAUGUAUCGAAGAACAGAAGUGAGGCUCUUGGGAGUGUAUGUAAAUGUCAUUGGCAAUAAAAAAAGUGAUUAAUGCAUUACAGUUCUUGUAGUUUCAUUUAUUGCCCUUUUAAGGCUGAAGACUGAUAAAUGAACAAUAUUAAAAUGAAAAGUUCAUUAAUUUAAGAUCUGCUAGAUUAAAUUUACACCUGAUAUCAAAUUUUAUAAAAAAAUUAUAAAGAUUAACUAUAGAUGGCAAACAGGAUAAUUUUUUCAUCCUAUUGUGCCCACCUACACUAAAAUGUAUAUUAAAAAUUAAAAGAAAAACAUUAUUUGUGAAGUUUGCUCGCAAUUUCUGUAUAAAGAUUGCUUAAAAGCCAUUAUUUUUGGUAGGCAGAGCCAGACUUUUUCCUCUUGAUAUCCCCUUAACUCAAAAAAGGCCAAACUGGGACAAAUGUGAAUCACUCCCCCCUUCCCACCCCAUGUAGGCCCAAUAUUCUCCGCUAAAUGUCACUUGUCCUGUUUUCCCGUUGUCUCAGCUAGAGUCUGGUGCACUCUGCUCUAUAUCAGUGUGUAAAGGUCAAUACUGUCGGGGAGCUGAACGAGUACCUCCACUAGCAUUCCAGCGCUCAUCGUUUAUUCUCUGAUUCCCACUUAUACAGGCUUAUCCACUGAAGCGAAUGGAGCCUGGUCUUGUUUUUUAGUGCGAGAGAGGGGAAAAAAUGUGCUGCCCAUCCAGAUGACCCCAAGAAACAUUGUCUGAUGAAUAAUGUUCCCUGCCUGAACCGGUUUGGUUGUUGUGGUUAAAAAACUAAAACUAUGAAAAUUGUUUUUUGGGAACUGAAAUAAAGCUUAAAUAAAGUUAAUUAUUAGAUUAUUAAUUAUUAUUAUUAUUAAUUAUUAAUCUUAAAAUGUUGACUUGGCAACUAAAAAAAAAAGAAAAAAAAUAGAAGUACUAAAAUGACUAAAAAUAAUAAGUCAUUUUAAAAAAUAAUAAGUAACAAAAAGAAAAAAACUAGUACAAAACAUUCACUGUAAUAGUUUAUUAAAUAACAGUAAAAUAAUGCUGUUCUGGAAGAAUGCUAACCGCACUUACUAGAUUUUUAUUGCAGUAGUGUCAAGAUUGGCCGAACACCAACUCUGCCAAGCUUUCAGCACCUGGUCACAGAAGUGAAAGGCAUUGUGGGUAUGUGUGACUAUGUAUGCGUGCCUUUAAAGUGUAUAAACAUGAGGAAAAUAACAGCUCAGCUGGAAACUUAGGCUGUGCUGAAACAGGAGGAGGAAGAGAGAAAUGUAGGCUAAAAAUAGGGACACAGGUGGCCCUCCCUCCCCUCUGUGCUUCCUUCCGAUCAGACAUCAACGCGAUUGUUAAAAUACGCUCUCUUGCAGACACUGCCCACUCCUAGUAGAGGACGAGGCGAUAACUUUUGAUGCCACAACAAUGUUGUGCCACGGCUUCAUAAAGUCCAGCUCUCGUCCCGAAGGCCUCCUGUCUGAUGAGUUUUGGAAUGAAUGUCCAUGUCCGGAGCCCUGUGGGGAGUCAUAUGUCUUUUGGACAACACCUACUACUGAAUUCAAGGUGGCUCCCCGCUGAGUGAGCUGUCAUGGCCGUCCUCUCUGGCGGUGGUUGCUGUCUCCUUCUCCGGCCUCUUCACGUUUGUCUUCCUCAUGCUCACCUGCCUGUGCUGCAAGAAAGGGGACAUCAGCUUCAAGGAGUUUGAAAAUACGGAGGGGGAAGAAGGCCGAGCUGACCUUUCCACUUUAGCCUCCCCCAGCUCUCAGAAUGACCCCGAGGUUUAUAUCCUGCCCCUCACGGAGGUUUCACUACCUGUGUCCAAACAGCCUAGCAAGUCAUGUAAGAAUCUGCACGUUCAGCAGCUGAAGUCUACAGAUCUUGGACGCCACAGCCUCCUCUACAUCAAAGAAAUGGGACAGGGCUGGUUUGGCAAGGUUUUGCUGGGCGAGGUGAAUGCUGGACUCAGUACCACACAGGUGGUGGUUAAGGAGCUAAAGGCCAGUGCCAGUGUACAGGAGCAGAUGCACUUCCUGGAAGAGGUCCAGCCUUACUGGGUGCUCCAGCAUCCAGCCCUCCUGCAGUGUCUGUCCCAGUGUUCAGAAGUCACACCCUACCUGCUGGUUAUGGAGCACUGCCCGCUGGGAGAUGUUAAAGGAUACCUCCGUAGCUGUCGGGCAGCAGACUCAAUGACCCCUGACCCUUUGAUUCUUCAGCGGAUGGCAUGCGAGAUUGCUUCUGGUCUUCUGUAUCUUCACAAACACAAUUACAUUCACAGUGACCUGGCCCUAAGGAACUGCCUGUUGACUUCAGAGCUGGCAGUCAAAAUUGGAGACUAUGGCCUCAGCCACAGCAAAUACAAGGAUGACUAUUAUGUGACAGCAGAUCAAAUAUGGGUUCCUCUACGCUGGAUUGCCCCAGAACUUAUUGAUGAAGUCCAUGGCAAUCUCUUAGUAGUGGACCAAACCAAGUCCAGCAACGUCUGGUCACUUGGUGUGACGAUAUGGGAGUUGUUUGAACUGGGUAAUCAACCUUACAGGCACUUUACUGAUAGGCAGGUUUUAACAUAUGCUGUAAAGGAACAGCAGCUCAAACUGCCAAAGCCCCUGCUGAAAGUGCCUCUGUGUGAACGCUGGUAUGAGAUAUUGCAGUUCUGUUGGCUGCAACCCGAGCAGAGGCCUGUUGUGGAGGAAGUCCAUCUCCUGCUAAGCUACCUGUGUGCUAAGGGUGCAACUGAUGCUGAGGAGGACUUUGAGAAGCGCUGGAACUCUCUCAGGCCAAGUCUGGGCUCCAGCAGCUCUCACAGGACUCCUGCACCUGAAGUAGCCUCUUCUACUUCUUCUUCAUUUCCUCUACUUGAACACUUCUCUAUGGCAGACAGCUUCCAGUCUGAGAAUGGGGAUGAUAUAUUGACAGUAACUGAGACCAGCCAGGGGUUCAACUUUGAGUAUAAAUGGGAGCAGGCACGAGCGGAGCAGCCCUACUGCUCCUCUUCAGCUAGUGGACCACUGGGAAAGAAUAAUCCCCAUUACCAAGAUGUGUAUUACCCUCUUAGCAAUUCCAUGGGUAGCUGCAAGGGUGAGAGCCUCCCUCUUGGGGUUUCUCCAUCCUACUAUGAGUCAGACCAUCCAGGUGUGGUUCCAGUGCUAAGUGCACACAGCCCCUCAGUAAGUAGUGAGUACUACAUCCGCAUUGAGGAGCCAGUUGAAUGCAACAUCAACUUAGAAGACACCAAUCUUGAUUACAGCCCAACACCUGAAGCCAGCAACAAUAGCUUGUCCUCCGCAGGCAGGAAGAGCCCCAUUGGGUCUCAGCCAAACUCCUACUGGUCAGCAGCUAAAGAACCCAACAGUAAUGAUUAUGAUUCAGAUAGUAGCCUAACCAUUGAGCCACUCCAAAGAAGAGUUCCAACCUCGGUAGAGAUAAACCAAUCAGAAGUCUAUUUUUCUUCCAGUGACAGGCACAAUUUACAGUGUGAACAAUCACCUCAAGCAGGGCCAGCUGUUCAUUUGAUAAGAGGGCAUGGUUCAGAUUCUUAUCAGCAGAGAAGAGGGUCAGGAAGCCUCUGCCAUAGACUCGAGGAGGUAAAGGAAAGCCCACUUGGAGUUUCAGUCUCUCUUAGCAGUCCCAGCUUGGCACAUUGUGACCCAUACCUUGAGUCUAACCAGAGAACUGUAGAAAGAAGUAUGGCCAAUAAGGCCUAUUAUGACAUGAUGGGCCCCUUAGAAAAGAGCGUGCCAAAACCCCACUACAUGAGCAUUGAUAUUGAUGCCGGUGAUGGCCUUCUUUUGGGCAGGGGGAGUGCUGAUUCGGAAGAUGAUGAAGAUCUGUUUUCUCAGAACAUGUUAACUAAUUGGAACUCCAACCACUCAGCAAACAACAACAGUUUAAGCGAUCGUACUCAAGCUGUGGGUUUUCGAGAUGCAUACCUUGAUUUACGUCACCCAACACCCUCUUCUCAAGUUGGGAAUUUGAAAUCAAGAGCGUUGAAGACAAGCAACAGUUGCACAUAUAAUUCCAUCGAUUCUCUCAAAGACCAAUCAUACAUGGAUACUUUGGAUAGUAUGCCCACUGCUAGUAAACCUCAUGCUGACUCAGAGGGUGGUGAAUACCUACAUUUAAGCCCUGAAAGUACUCAGGAUGUUGAAUCAUCUUCCAAAUGUCAUUCUGUCACAGAAAGUCAGCCUAUUCAUACACAGCAGAAGAACAUUGCUCAUAAACAUAUAAAAAACAACACAUCAGACUUUCAUGCAGGAGGUUGCUGCAGAAUGAAUCCAUCAACUCUUCCAUCAGAGCUUGUAUUGACUAAAGAAAACGUGUUGCUUGAGACAAGGAUAUCCCCUGCACAGAAACUGAAACUUGGGACAGACGGUUCUGCUGAAGUUUGUGUAAAAAUCGUGUCAUGCCCUAUGGAUCUAUCUAAAACAGUUUUAGAGUGUAGCCAUUUGACAGACAGUAGAAUGGUGCCCAACAACUCCAGGAUCAGUCUAGUGGAAAUUAAUGACUGCAGCGAUGACCGCAUGGACAUACCCACUGGAGUUUUAGCAGGUAAUACCUUGGAGUAUGCAGAGGUGGGCAAUAUUGACCUAACUCAUAGAAUACUGCGGAGUGAGACUGGGUCCAGACACUGUGAGGACACAAUUAAUCUUCCCUCUAGCAGCAGUCCAUGUGAGGCCUUCAGCCCUGAUAGUUACCACAUGUCCAUUCAGCCGAAAUCCUUAGACAGUGGUUAUGACACAGAGAAUAAUGAAUCCCCAGAGUUUAUCUUUAAAGACUUUGAAGGGAAUCCAGCCCUUAGCACUAGUGUAGAAUCAGAUGAAUGUGACAUGUUGCUCAAUAUGGACCUAGAUGAAGAUGUUAAUGUAAUGCUCCUGCAUCCAUCUAGCAGUCAUGUACCGCUGUUCAGCCUUGGUGAGAGGAAUCAGUACAGAGACUCUGCUUAUUUUUCUGACUAUGACAUGGAGAAUGACAAGAGCCCCAGUGAAGGGGUCCAAAUGUUCUUCAAUCGCCAAGAUGAGGAUGAUGCCUUUGAUCUCAAAGCCGAAAAAGAGGGCUCAGAAAAGACAUUUGGGAGAGAAGGUCGUAGCAUGGAGAGUGAGAAGAGAAAUGGCAUAUCUGUGACAAAGGACAACAGUGCUGCCCUUAAUGUUAAACAGUUGUGUCUUAAAAAGUCAAACCCAAAUCUCUGUCCAUCACCUGCAUCAGUUCCAAUGAUAUCUAUGCUUUCGCCCUUUCCUCCAGAGAUGGGGGGUUGCUUGACCAAGGAGUCAACUCCAGAUGAUGGUAUUGGGCUGGAAUCUGAUCACUCUGGAGAGGAACCAAAUUCUGAAUGCUACUCGUCCACAGUGUCUGAAGGCUCUUCCUCAACACAGGAGGCCUCAGGUCUGGAGGAGCAGUUUAAUGGAGACACCGGAGACUUCUCCUCAGCAGAGUCAUUAGGCUCAGACUCUACCAUAAUAGAAUUCAGUGGGGAGAUAAUCCAAGCAGAGGAGCAAGAAGCCAGUAACAAAGUGGACAAUCCGGAGCUUCCAAGGGAAGAAAACAAGGUGGAAAUGGAAGAUUCAGCAGAGAGAGGUGCCAUAGGUUCAGCACUUUCAAAACCAAAGCGUGAUGAAUCUUUGGAGAAUAUUCUUCCAGCCUUGCCAGAAGACCUAGAUGUUCCAGCUCCACUAGGGAAUGUAGAGGAAGCAGAUGAAGAGGAUUCAGAGGAUAGUGAUGAGUAUGAUGAAGUACUUUGUAGCUACAACAUACAGGAGCAGAGUGAUGAAAGCGAUGAAGAGUUCCCUGUGGUGCCAGUCGUUGUGAGCGAUCGUAGCAGUGCACGCCAUCUACGCAGCCUCCUCAAAAUGCCCUCCUUACUAACACAGUCCUUCUGCGAUGAGCUGGAGAGCAAGAAAAAAGCAGUGUCAUUCUUUGAUGAUGUCACCGUGUUUCUGUUUGAUCAGGAGAGCCCCACAGGUGAGCUUGGGGACCAUAGUUUUCCUGUGGAUGAAGAACCCACUGGCCAGGCUUCAGAGGUGGAGCUGCCACGACCCCAAAAUAGGGUCACUACCCCUGAGGAAUCACCAGGACAGAAUGUCUCAGAAGAAAGUGGGUCAUUUCAGUGGCAAGAUGAUUUUCCAUUGAUUCAAAGCCCUUCAACAUCAGAACCUGGUUCUGAAGAGAUCGCCACACCACCCAACUCUCCCGUCACGUCUCCAGAUGAAAAACCAGCACCACCGAUUUCCAGAUUUAGUGUCUCUCGUUUUUCCAUUACGCAUGUGUCUGACUCUGACAUGGACUCCAUUGGAGGUAACAAUGAGAAUGGGGUCCAGGAGUGAAAGGGUCAAUACCCAUUUAAUUGAAGAGGUGUUUAGAACCCAUAUGGUUUGAUUUGGUCUCAUCAGACUGGGGGCUUUCCUGUAUCGCUAUAUAUUUUUGCUCUUUUAAAUGUGCUGGACAAAAGGGUCCUGUCAACCUGAUAUGCUGUUUGGACACAGUGCCUCAUAUUGUAGUGGAUUAGCCAGCCCUUCCCUUUGUGUUUCUAGACAGAUGUUGGUUAAGUGACAGUUUUUGGAGGACAACAGUUUUAAAAACAAGGAAUGAUCUGUAUAAAAACAUAUUUAUUAUCUAUGUAUUAGAACAUGAGGUAAGACGAUUAUAACUUAUUUGCACAAUUCAGUAUCAGUAUCAUGCUGAAAUCAUCUCUUUUAUUUCAUUUUACACAUACAAUAUAGAUGCAAGGCUGCUCUCCUCGUUUGCUUGUCAUGUCAAUAUGUGGUUUACAGUCUGAAAGAUCUGUCAUAGUGCUUUACAUUUUUCAGUUUGACCCAAUGAGCUGCAUAAAAUAGUUUCAAGAUGUUCUGCCCCAUAAAAGAAAGACCCACAUUUAUUAUUGAGGGUGCAAAGAAAUAUAUACAUUGAACCCCUCAAUACAAGCUGCAAAAAUGUGAUGUUUUCUAUAUUUGACCACUUUUAACUAACUUUAGCUCAGGAGUGUUAAGGGUAUGGUACAAAAGUAGAUAUAUUAACAAUAUAAACCAUCACACUUAAAUUCCUCAUACAGUCUUAAACAGUGUUUUGCUUUAUUUUUAAUGCCGAAGAACUUUUACAACUACCUGCACUUUCAUUAAUGACUUAGGAUAUCUUUAUACAUCUCUUAUCCCAUAAUCAAGUACUUAAUCAAAAUCAAGAUCUAAUGUAUAUCUUAUUAAAAGUGCAGUUUAAUCACUAACUCUUAACACUUCUUCUCUGGUUAGAUUUUUAAACCCCUAGACCAAAAUAUACAACAUAUUUUAUGGAUGACAGUGAUAUAUUACAGUAUUUUUUUUUUUUUUUGCUGAGAAGCAAUAACAGUAUUGCAAGAGAACAGAUAACAGACGUACUAUUUUUGCUUCAAGUAUUAUGGUAGCAUGCAUAUAUAUGGUAGCUCACAUAUGGGUCAUUCCUGUUAUGCAGCAAUUCAAACUUUCAGAAAUACAAGGCACUUUAACACUUUAAAAAAAGUUCACGUGCUACAUUCUGUGUGCUCUGAGGUCAGUAGCUUUAUGUGAGAAACAUAAGACUUUAAGUUGUUAUUUAAAAAGAUACAUCCAAACUUUGGCAUAAAUGCCUUUUGACUGCAACUAUUGAAUGUUUACACGAGUGCAAGGUUUCACUGUUAAUGUUUAUAAUUAUCAAGCCAUUAUAACAACAAAUUAAAAAUUCAGUCUGUUCUUCACAUAAAGCUACUGUAUCACUUCGCAUGGAUUUAAAUAAGCUACAUUUAUGAUUACAUCUAUGGUGCUUUGCCAUAUUUGGAGCGGUAGCUCAGACAUUCAGUUCUUUGUGUUCCAAAACUUGAAUUUAAUAUAUCAUCCAGUAUAUGAUAGGGGCAUGAAAAUAAGAGGAAGUAUAAGAGGAAUGACCCUGAUGGUACUGAUGGUGAUAAGUUUAUUGGUGCUUGUCAGGAUCAGAACUUAAGCAAGUCCAUCACAGCAAUCAGUCUCGGGCAUGAAUAACUUUUGCUUUGAAUCCGAGAGCUACAGAAACUGAUUUCAGGAUAAACCGGUGGGUUAUCAAAGUCACAGGUGUGUACUUCACAAUUGUGGUACUCAAAGACGCAGAAACAAGCUAAAGAGAGAAGAGGGACCAUAUCGUCUGUGAACAAAAUGUGUUCCAAACAACAACGGCAGCUCCUGCAGAUCUGAUCCUCCGUCUGUGAUGAUGCCUUGUCUCAGAAGUGUUAUUUUUGUUAAAUCCAAUAACAAAUAGAUGUUCAAAAUUAUACUACAGAACAAUUCAGAUGGUCCAGACUGCAUGUGGGCUACAUGUGUUUCUACAAGUUUCUCUCAAUAUAUUUGGUCUUUUGUCCCUAUAUGAUCUGAGGUGUAACACAGAGAAAAGUUAUGACCUGUUUUACACGAUGAUCUGUUUAAAUGUAACGUACAGCUGUACCUGUCAUGUUCUGCCUUGAAUCACUGGAGCCCAUACACAUUUGUGCCAAUGCUGUAAGUCACAAUCACUGCACUUGUACCCUCGCUUUCUCGCUGUAUGCCUUUCAAGAGUUUUAUACUGUGCUAAUAAACCUUGCGGCAGUAGCUACUUUUUCUCAUUCAGAACAUCAGUGCUUCAUUCGGCUGGUUGUGGUUGCCAAAGAAAAGUCAAAUGAAAGUGAACUAAAUGUUGCGUUGAAGGGAAAAGUCUGUUGUUACUGCCUCGUAGCUGUCGAACCGUAUGUCCUCACGACUCAUGCCUACUGUACUAUUCUAAAAAUAAACCAAACUAUAGUUUG
Messenger RNA from Carassius gibelio (silver crucian carp), 10173 nucleotides. Its product is annotated as serine/threonine-protein kinase LMTK1. NCBI's taxonomy places the organism in Eukaryota, Metazoa, Chordata, Actinopteri, Cypriniformes, Cyprinidae. Gene Ontology annotation, biological process: brain development; peptidyl-tyrosine autophosphorylation. The coding region runs from base 3077 to 7741 and encodes 1554 amino acids. Gene Ontology annotation, molecular function: protein tyrosine kinase activity; ATP binding. The record is from RefSeq and is a predicted model, not a curated record. The transcript is spliced from 14 exons.